This is a messenger RNA of Anolis sagrei ordinatus, 2807 nucleotides long. RefSeq names its product PHD finger protein 6 (gene PHF6). Lineage: Eukaryota; Metazoa; Chordata; Lepidosauria; Squamata; Anolidae. The record is from RefSeq and is a predicted model, not a curated record. Gene Ontology annotation, cellular component: nucleus.
UCCGCGGCGGCGCAGCGUCCUUUCUCUCUCUCUCUCUCUCUCUCUCUCUCUCCCUUUCUGCCUUUCUGUGCCUGAGCUUCUUUCCCCUCCGUCUCUGUCUCGCUCGCGCUCCGAAUGAAAGGGAAGAAGGCUCCCCGCGAGAGAAGGGCUUGGGAGCGGGCUUUCUGAAGGGAAGGCGCCCCUCUUCCGCCGGGCUCCGGCCUUCGCCUUGUUGCUUCCAGGGAGGUCAAGGCGACCAGUGUGAGUGCCUCGGGUGUCCAGUCACAUCAAAUCUUGGGAGUAUUGGCAAGGACUGAGGCAGCAUUUCUCAAGCUGUCUUUAAAAAUCAUGUCUGCCUCAGUUGGACCAAAAAAGGGACCGGGAAGGCAGCGCAAAUGUGGCUUCUGCAGGUCCAACCGAGACAGCGAAUGUGGACAGCUCUUGCUUUCUGAAAACCAUAAGGUGGCAGCACAUCAUAAAUGUAUGCUCUUCUCGUCUGCCUUGGUAUCUUCACACUCCGAUAAUGAGAGCCUUGGAGGUUUUUCCAUUGAAGAUGUGAAGAACGAGAUCAAAAGAGGCACUAAGCUGAAAUGCUCUUUUUGCCAUUGUCCCGGAGCAACCAUCGGUUGUGAUGUCAACACCUGCCAUAAGACAUAUCAUUAUUACUGUGCAUUGCACGAUAAAGCUCAGAUCCGGGAGAAACCUUCCCAAGGCAUUUACAUGAUAUUAUGUCGAAAACACAAGAAAGCGCCACACAACUCUGAAGCAGAUCUAGAAGAAAGUCAAAAUGAGCACGAGUUAGAAGCGUCUCCCCCUAAAAAGAGGGGGCGCAAAGGGAGGCCCCGGAAGACGUCCCUCCAGGGGCAGACGGAAGACGCACGGUCCACGUCGUUGCAUGGCACGGAUGACGUAGAAAGCAGCUCCUACAGAGACAGAUCGCCUCACAGAAGCGUCCCCAACGACACAAAACCUAAGUGUGGGUUCUGUCACGCAGGUGACGAAGAGAACGAAGCUCGAGGGAAGCUUCAUAUAUUCAAUGCCAAAAAGGCAGCUGCACAUUACAAGUGUAUGUUGUUCUCUUCUGGCACCGUACAAUUGACGACAACAUCGAGGGCAGAGUUUGGUGAUUUCGAUAUUAAAACUGUACUUCAAGAAAUCAAACGAGGGAAAAGAAUGAAGUGUACGCUUUGCAGUCAGUCUGGAGCCACCAUUGGAUGCGAGAUUAAGGCCUGCAUCAAGACUUAUCAUUACCACUGUGGAGUACAAGACAAAGCGAAGUACAUUGAGAAUAUGUCGCGAGGGAUUUACAAGCUUUACUGUAAAAACCACAGUGGGAACGACGAGCGCGACGAAGAGGAUGAGGAGCGAGAAAGCAAGAGCCGCGAAAAAUCAGUGGCGGACCUUGGCAGCGUUCCCCAGCAGCAGCUGAAUGGAAACUAGGUUCAAGCGACAUGGUUGAAACUGGGAAUAAGACAUCCAAAACUACUAACCUUUCUCGGUUUAUUCCCCAACAACAACAACGACAACAACAAAAUACUUUAUAAAAACAGAAUGGGGUUAGUAAGGGUUUUUUUGGGGUUUUUUUACGACCGGCCUGUUAGAAAUGUCACGGACCUGCCUGAAACGUUCCUGUGUGAGUGAGCCUUUGGUGAGCAGCAGAGGUUCUCCCCCCCCCCCCCCCCUUUUAUAAUUAAACCUGUUGAUAUUAUGUAGUUAGUCUGCAGAGAGAGAGAGAGAGAAAGAUAAACAUAGGAAGGUCUGCAAAACAGAUCCUUGUGCAACCGAGACGGAGGCAAGGCAAACAGCUUGACUCUUCUUUGGGAAACGACAGGCGCUGGAAAGGUUUGGACAGACAAUCGGGGAGAGAGUUGCUCUGCUCCUGGACUCUGCUUUGGGCUCUUCCCAUUAUGGACGCCUCGCAUCCAAAGCCAGAGACCUCAAGCUGCCAUUGACUUUGAGCUGCGAUCUUCAGCACUCAACGUCAAAGGGUUGUAGUUUGUUCCUUUCUGUUCCGUAUGGGAAACAUGCUUCCGUUGGCAUACUCCAGCGGCCUUUUCCUGUUUUCUCGCCUUUUUCACUUUCAACUGAAGGAUGCUGCCGCAUUUGGAAACUGCAUUAUAUUCCCCCAUUUAUAUCUCCCUCUGGAAUUUAGCCACCUUUCUUGGGACAUCAUACCUCAAAUGCCCUGUGCUGUGUGGGAACACAUCAUGUUUUUCUCCAAAUACACACACACACACACACAGAUCCUGUAUGCUGUAAGGAAGAAUACAGAAUGAGACUCUGGAUAUGUACUGUUUUUCAAAGAGGUCAAUAUUUAUUUGAAGCCUUGCGGACCACUAGACGGGAAUGUUUUUGAGGAUUUGAAGAAGGUUGCAAUGCCAACCCAACACUCUCCUCGGAGCUGGAUUCGCUUAAAAUGAUGCCAAGUCUUAAUAAUCCCUGGAUUCCUGGUCCUCUGUUCCAUGGGUUUUUCCCUGCCUAUACUUCGCAAAUUUCUUCUCUCUUGGAUUUGGAGGCCUAGCAGCAUCGGAAGGACAAUCGGAGAAGAUUCCUUUGCAGUUGAAUAAAGGAAUAAAAAGAAAAUUGCCUUUUUCGCGACAAUGUUCAAGAUUUCUGGAACCUUGUUUUGUUUUUCUCCACUUUUCUUUCUUUUCUUUUUUUUUUGUCGUAUUGAGGGACUCGACUCUUGUGUAUAAAGACUCCAAAAAAGGAGGACUCUUGGACUUCGAUCCCAUUCAGGUUUGGAAAACGUUCCUGGAAGAAUGCCGUUUUAGUAGGAAAGUUGUGUAUAAAGGAAAUUAAACAAUAAAUCUGUUAACUUACUCUUA